AGUGGUUUUGACCCUCUGACUUGUGGUUUUGACUUUAUAUUAGUGUUUGUGUACACAACAAUUAAUAAUUUCCAUUUCAAAAUCAUGAGACGCUUUUAUUUAUAUAAAUGUAUUAUGAAGUAUAGUAGUAUUUAAUGCUAUGGAUUAUAACUCUACUGUAAAAUAACAAUUAUUAUAACCACAUAACAAUCAGAAUGAUGAACGAAGCCUUUCUUGCUGGACUAUGGGCAUCCAUGGGAAACACAUUAGGCAAAUUAACAGGAACAUCUUCCGUAGUAGGUGAUGGCUACAUUAUAUGGGCAGCCUUAUUAGUAUUGAUGGUAACAGUGAAUACAUGGAGCUUGAGGCAUUUCAUGAGAUCCCUGGAUGCAGCACCCAGUACUGUAACACCAACUGUCAUUUCCUCUGCAUCUAGCUAUGUAUUAUCUGGCUUAAUAGGAGUUUUUCUAUUUAAUGAAGCUACAUCUAUAAAAUGGUGGAUCGGUGCUCUAUUUAUAGUUGUUGGACUCGUACUUGUGUCACUUCCUCGUAACAAGCAAAAAAUAACAUAGGUACCUCUUAUUUUAUUGUCCAAUCAACAUUCCUAAAACUCACUGAAGUGAAAGUUAGUGUAUUUUAAUAACACUUUUACUGUUACUUCCAACAUAACUUUUUCUUUAAGUGGGGAAAUCUUGCAAAUAUACCCACGGCCCCUGGGGAAGUAGCAGUGGGUUAUGUUGGAUUACCAAUUUACCAACUAAAACCCCACUGUGUUCCAUUGAGCCGCUUUAUUGAUGGGGCCGCGGGUAUUGGUUGGAAUUCUUCCGCAUUUUCGAAAAUUUAAUUUUGAUAUAUGAAACAU
Molecule: messenger RNA, 841 nt
Organism: Colias croceus (clouded yellow)
Lineage: Eukaryota; Metazoa; Arthropoda; Insecta; Lepidoptera; Pieridae
Exons: 3
Coding region: 195-551 (118 amino acids)
Source: RefSeq, a predicted model, not a curated record